UCCACCUAUUGCAUUUUUUUUCUCUGGAUAAGAGCAUCUUGCAGAUUCGAAGCUUCAAAGUAAAAAUCGCCAUGGCUGGGAUAACCAGCACCGUAGGAUUCAACGCCGUUUUCGCCGGAAUCACCAAAACGUUACCAUUCUCCGUUUCAUCUAUCGAUUCCAAACUCUACGGUCUCCGUCUCUCCACCGCCGAACUGCCAAUUCCCAGUUCUCCUCGCCGUGGGCUCGCCGUCACUUGCCGUUACGGUGGUGGAGGCGGAGGAGGAUAUCGUUUCUCGGGAGACUCAAGGAGAGGCAGGCCGAAAGAGGCAGAAGUAGAUGAAGCGCUCGAUAUCGCCUCAAUUAGGUCAGCUACUGUGAGGCUAAUCGAUGGGCAACAGAACAUGCUUGGGCUAGUGUCUAAAGACGAAGCUGUUCGAAGGGCUGAAGAUGCUGAGCUUGAUUUGGUAUGUGUAACUAACAUUCCAUUGCAAUGUUUUUUCACUUGUGGUGCUUUAGCUUCUUGGUGUGUUCGUUUUCAGGUGAUUCUAUCGCCUGAUGCUGAUCCUCCUGUUGUUAAAAUGAUGGACUACAGUAAAUAUAGAUAUGAACAGCAAAAGAAGAAGAAGGAUCAACAGAAGAAAACCACUCGCAUGGACUUAAAGGAGCUUAAAAUGGGUUAUAACAUCGAUCAGCAUGAUUAUUCUGUACGUAUGAAAGCUGCCCAAAAGUUCUUGCAAGAUGGUGACAAGGUUAAGGUGAUUGUGAGCAUGAAAGGAAGAGAAAACGAGUUCAGAAAUAUUGCUAUCGAACUCCUCAGACGUUUUCAAACCGAAGUAGGAGAGCUUGCGACUGAAGAAAGCAAAAACUUUAGGGACAGAAACUUGUUCAUCAUCUUGGUUCCAAACAAAGAAAUGAUCAAGAAACCACAAGAACCCUCCUCGAGAAAGAAGAAGAAAAUAGCUGCAGAAAAUGAAGUUUUACCUGCGGAAAAUAAAGUUUCGACUGCAGAAAAUGAAGUUUCAGCUGCAGAAAAUGAAGUUUCGGCUGCGGAAAAUGAAGUUUCAGCUGCAGAAAUAACGACGCCUCCAUAAAAAUUUCUGUCUGCAAAUCGAGUUUGGAGUUUAAAUCGUGAGGUCAAGGAUUCGAGAGUUGAAGUAAAGUUUUGUAUAUUUACUUUUCUAGCAUGUCUCAAGAGAACUGUAAUCAGUAGAAUUAGUCCUACUUGAAUGAUGUUCUGAUCUUGCCUGGAAUCUUUUUGUAUGACUAAUCAGUUUUAGUCUAUACACAAUUCUUUGUUUUCA
Molecule: messenger RNA, 1283 nt
Organism: Brassica napus (rape)
Lineage: Eukaryota; Viridiplantae; Streptophyta; Magnoliopsida; Brassicales; Brassicaceae
Product: translation initiation factor IF3-2, chloroplastic
Exons: 7
Coding region: 72-1073 (333 amino acids)
Biological process (GO): ribosome disassembly; translational initiation
Molecular function (GO): ribosome binding; translation initiation factor activity
Source: RefSeq, a predicted model, not a curated record